Boleophthalmus pectinirostris (great blue-spotted mudskipper) is the source of this 4435-nucleotide messenger RNA. It is a transcript of the gene spire1b, whose product is annotated as spire-type actin nucleation factor 1b. NCBI's taxonomy places the organism in Eukaryota, Metazoa, Chordata, Actinopteri, Gobiiformes, Gobiidae. Bases 16 to 2319 code for a protein of 767 amino acids. The transcript has 17 exons. The record is from RefSeq and is a predicted model, not a curated record. Gene Ontology annotation, biological process: actin filament polymerization; actin nucleation; Golgi vesicle transport. Gene Ontology annotation, cellular component: cytoplasmic vesicle membrane; cell cortex. Gene Ontology annotation, molecular function: actin binding.
CAGUGCUGCCGGACCAUGGCGAAGGGAUACCGGGCCUCCAGGAGGAGCUCUACCGGGACCGGAGCAUCCUCAGCCCCGUCCCCGGGAAAGAUAUCAGGGCCAGGGGAUGUUAUGAUACUCAAAGACGGAUCUGUACGCGUGGAGCACCAAACAUGUGAAGGCAAAUUCAGCCCUUGCACAACAGCAGAGGUGAUUGAGUCUCUUGGGAUCAUGAUCUAUAAAGCGCUGGACUUUGGGCUGAAGGACAAUGAAGAGCGAGAGCUGAGCCCACCUCUGGAGCAGCUCAUCGACCUCAUGACCAACAUGGCCGACUCUGACCCCUGUCCUGACGAAGGAUAUGAGGCAACAGAGGAAGAGGAGGAGGCAGACGAAGACUCUGACGGGGUCCACAGUGUCCAUGGAUACAGAGACAUACUCAAGUUGUGUACUGCUCACCUGCCCAGCUUGUCAAAUGCCUCCUGUCACUAUCAAGCCGUGUGCCGGGCACUUUACACUGAAACAAGGGAGUUACGCACAUUUCUGGAGAAGAUCAAAAGUGCCAAAGAAAAUCUGCGUAAAAUGGAGGAAGAUUCCUCAGAGGAGCCUGGCCAAGAGCUCAAUGAACUACAAAAUGCAGACUGGGCACGGUGCUGGGUACAGGUGAUGCGGAACCUUCGUGACGGAGUAAAGCUGAAGAAGGUGCAGGAGCGUCAGUACAACCCUCUGCCCAUUGAGUACCAACUCACCCCCUAUGAGAUGUUAAUGGAUGACAUUCGCUCCAAAAGAUAUAAACUGCGCAAAGUCAUGGUGAAUGGGGACAUUCCUCCCAGAUUAAAGAAAAGUGCCCAUGAAGUCAUCCUGGAGUUCAUCAGAUCUAGACCUCCUCUCAACCCUGUCUCAGCGCGUAAGUUGAAACCUCCAGCGCAGCCCCCUCCCACUCUUCAUGAGCGAAUCCUGGAGGAGAUCAAGUCUGAGAGGAAACUGAGGCCUGUGUCACCUGAUAUGGUCCGCAAAAGCAGGCUAGUAAUUCGGCCACUUAGCAUGUCUGUCAGUUUUGAUGCGUCAGAUGAGUUCAGUCCCUACAUGGGUAGGAGGACGUCGAGUACCCUGUCACUGCUGAAUGGGGCAGGUGCAGCAGAGGGAACCUCCAGGACCGAGGCCCCAGGGUCCCAGUCAGCCCCUCAGAGAAAGAGGCUGCUCAAGGCCCCCUGUCUGGCUGAACUUGAAAGUUCGGACUCAGAUGAUGACAUGUUUUUACGGACAUCAGCGAGCAGCUCUAGUGUGGCCACAUCAAUGAUGGAUGAUACAUCACCAGAAUCAGUCAUUGGCAAAAAAACUCCACCCAUGUUUUUGCCGAUUUCAUCCACUCCUCAGCCCGAGAGACGCAAGACGCCUCAGAGAAGGCACUCCAUAGAAAAAGAAACUCCUACCAACGUCAAACUGUUCCAGCCGCCCUCCAGACAGAGCUCCAAGUCUCUGGAGGAGUUCUGUUUCCCAGUGGAGUGCCUGUCCCUCACUGUGGACGAGGUGAUGCACAUUCGACAGGUUUUGGUCAAAGCUGAAUUGGAGAAGUUUCAGCAGUACAAAGACAUCUACACGGCUCUCAAAAAGGGCAAGCUUUGCUUCUGUUGUCGGACAAAGAGAUUUUCCUUUUUCACCUGGUCAUACAUUUGUCAAUUUUGCAAAAAACCUGUUUGUUCACAAUGUUGCAAAAAGAUGCGGCUGCCGUCCAAACCCUACUCCAGCCUACCCAUCUAUUCCAUUGGCUCCACAAACACUCUGCCCCGGGACAGGUUAACUGCCAUGGCCUCAGUGGGGCAGGGGCUCUCAGUGGCACCAGGGCCCUCCACUGCACCAGGACCCUCCACUGCACCAGGACCCUCCACUGCACCAGGACCCUCCACUGCACCAAGACCCUCCACUCCACCAGUGGUGACUGAAGCUUCACCAUCUCCAAAUCUGAGGGCUGCUAGACUCAAAGCAGUAGGGAAGGCCUCAUCUGUGACGUCGGCUCCUCAGCCUCAGAAAGGAGACAAAUCCUCCAGCAGUUCACAACGCCAUGGCCUGCAAAAAACUAUGUCCAAAUUCUCCAAACAUGGCUCCCUGAAAUCCCACGAGGAGCUGGAGCUACCGUCUGAGCUGACGGAGGACUGGGCCUCGAUGGAGGUUUGUGUGGACUGCAAGAAGUUCAUCUCUGACAUCAUCGCUUCCAGCAAGCACAGUCUGUCCCUGGCCACCAAAAGGGCCCGCCUAAAACGCAAGACCCAAUCCUUUUACAUGUCUUCUCCUAAGGGGAGGGAGGAGUACCGGCCUUCAGAAAGAACAAUCAAUGAAAUAUAAACUAUAUAUGGCACAUAUGUGGAGAUGGGAUCCAUUUUUCUAGGACUUGGAUGGAUGGAGUCAAUGGCUCUGUCUUUUAUGUGUACAGCUCUUACAGACAAUUAUAAAACACCAACCAGUCAAAAUAUUAUGGCCACUGUAAGGUGCACAUGAAUAAUACAAAUUAUGUGCUCCUCAUUCUGUUAUUGAGAAGCAUAUACAGUAUAGAGCAACAAUGAAUCUUUUUUUUUUUAUCAUGGAUAUGUUUAGAGCUGAAUGCUUUAAAGGCUUUGAACAAGCUUGUCAAUGGCUAAAUUAUAUGUCUCUGUAUAUGACACUGUUUUAUGAUAAAAUACAAUGGUGCAUAUUAGCUUUGUGGUCAUAUUAUUUUGCCUGAUUGUUGCUCGCCUUUGUUGUCAAUCCUUUAAUCUCUGGUCUGAAGCUUGACAAGAAUUAAAAUGGUUGCCAAUGCAAAGUGGGGACGGCUCCAUCUUAUUCUGGACAAUAAGCACAACUGAGAAGGAGGAUAUUAUGGACCCUGGCAAGGGACGCGCAAGCCACAUCGAUCAGGUUGUAAACUAGAGAAACACAAGAGUAUAUAUGCCAUACUUUUUAUAUGUUUUUGGUUUAGAUUUUUUCGUGUGUGAGUAAUACAGUACAUGGCUGUUUAAUGGAGAGCUGCACAGUGUUAGUAAUGACUUUUCUCAUCAUUACUGGUAAGAAUGAAGGAAGAAACUAUCCUCUUUUGUCACAGAUAUGGGCAAACUACAGUGCCAAAUAAAUGAUAUAACCCAGAUGCCCUUUAAUAAUCCUAAAAUAUAUGGAUUAGGCUCCCCUUAGAGCCAGCACUAACCAACAGAAUAACUGGCUUAUAAGUAGGGUUAUUUUUUGCAAUAAUUUGGAGUAUGAAAAAAAGUAGUGUGCAUGUCCUGUCUGAGUUUCUGCAGGUCCUGUCUGGCUUCCUCCUGCCACCUAAGAACAUGCAUGUGUCUGGACAAUUUGGUGAAGCUCAAUCGUCAACAUUCCUUGACAGGGAAUUUACAUAACAACACUUGGAGGGUAUAACCCUGUCUGUUACUGUCUGUGGGUUUCAUGCACUCUGACCCUAAAACAUUGAUAAGAGUCAAAACUAGGAAAGGUAAAGUAAGUAAAGUAAGAUUCAUACUAUUAAAGAUGCAUUGUGUAAGUUUUCUGGUGGAGGGUCCAUCAAAUGCUUUUCUCUGCUGAGAUGUUAUCGUUCUGUCUGGAAUGUUUCACAGUAUGGCAUUAAAUCUUUCUAUCUUCAUGGAGAUCAAAUCAGACCAAAUUACAGGUCAGAUCUGUGGAGAGGCAACCCCACUCACAGUCAGAAUGCCUUUUUUCUAGGUAUUUCUGAGCUAUAAAGCCACCUGUAAUUUAAUAAAUGUAAGUUAGAACUGUUUAAUGUCAUAGUGUGGAACAUUUUAGACAGAGCAAUGACAACUACAUGGAGAAAAGCAUUUGACAGACUGCGAUUUUCCUGUAUGCUUUUUGUGCAAAGUAUCUGAAGAAAAGGCAGUCUAACGUUUUUUCUCAGUGCUAUACUUAAGAACACUCAGUACUAACCCCAAAUUAAAGCACACAAAUUCUUUAACUGUGGAGAAAUAUUCCCAUUAUUUUUUCUAAAUAAUUUUGAAUCAUGUCUUGGCAGAAAAAUAUUUACAUAAAACAUACACUUUGGUAGAAUUUAUUAAAAUUAGUUUUUCUUCAAACAUUUCAGACAACGUACCAUUUAAUUAACUCACAAAUAUAGAAGACAUUAUUUAAACUGAAAAGUAUUGAAGGGAGAAUUAGGCGUAGGUUUAAUUGGGUCAAAAAUCUGUUUUAGCCCAAGAUUAGCCUUGAGACACAAUUUAAUUCAUUACAUUUGCUGGGUCAUAUCUUCCAUUCAGUCAAUUUAUGUUUGUCCAGCCCAAUAUAAGGCAAACACCUCAUCAAAAUGUGGUAUGACCAUCUGUUACAAAGUCACAAAAUAAAACACUUAUCUGUCCUCAUUUAUGAUAUAUUUUUACUGUAUUUUAGAUGGAGAUCAACUCUAUUCUAGUAUAAUUAUUCUGUUUAUUUACACAUUUAUGCCUUAGUCCAUUUACUUUUAUUCUCCUAAACUGAACUUUAACAU